Pseudogymnoascus destructans is the source of this 1245-nucleotide messenger RNA. RefSeq lists its product as uncharacterized. The coding region runs from base 214 to 1245 and encodes 343 amino acids. Lineage: Eukaryota; Fungi; Ascomycota; Leotiomycetes; Thelebolales; Thelebolaceae. The record is from RefSeq and is a predicted model, not a curated record. The transcript has a single exon.
UCUAUGUGAUAUAAACGGUGUAGAGGAUUGGAUAUAUACUAUUUUUAAUAGAUUUCGGGGGAAUAAUAUAGAGCAGGUUUGUAGAUAAAGGAAAAGAAUAUCAACGAAAAUUUGAAAAGAUUCCGAAAGCAUUGGCACGGGUGGCUUGCUCUAGAAUCAGGGUGCUUGCAUAGCAAACUCACCGUAUAUCUGCUUGCAGGAAUACAUGUAUAAAUGCAGCGCCAUAUAGAAACACGCCAACAAGUUUGGCACACCACAACGAUGUCUUCCUCUCGCUGGAUCCCCCAGAGUCCCCCCCAACGAAGGAGAAGCCACAUGAGCCGGCAUACCUUCCUGCCUCCCAUGAUGUGGAGAGGUUCCAUCGCUCCCGACCGCCGUUCGGUGACGGCUACGAGGGGAGGAGAUGGAGGAAGGAGUUUCUUCUCCGGUCUAACCAUCGGAGAGCCGAGACGACCACACGACAAUAGACGAACGUCCAUGAACGUGGGAUAUCCAAGAUUUCCCAACCCCUCCGAGUACCCACCUCCCCCGGGGUAUCCGUACUACGAAUGGGACGAGUUUUACGAUCCUCAGCCGCCGACUGGUCCACCCCAUGAACAUCGCCCCCGGCCAAGACGUGAUUAUGUUGAGCGAGAGAAAACGCACGAGGACGAUGCUGCCAACUUUGACAGUGCAUGCGCCAAGUUGUUUCAGCAACUGGAGCAAGCUGAACAAUUCUAUCAAAAUUUCCAGCAGGAGUUUGAUAAUGAGGUCACGUCCAUCAAGAAGUACGCGGGCGAUGGUAUUCUGAGGGAGCUGUGGUCUCGCCGAAUCGGAGUCCCAUCUUCUCGCCGAGACUCCAUCAAGAGUGAAGAGGAGGUCAACGAGUGGGAGGACCAAUUGCGGAAGCCGUAUCAGAAGUUUCGAAUCCAGGCGACGAAACUGGACAUGUGUUUGCAAAAGGCGGCGACUGCCACGAUUCCAAUCCCAAAAUCGAGAAAGGAUGAAACAAGCGUCGACUCGGCAAAACUCCUUCAGGACAAGAUCGAGACUUCUGGCGAAGGUAUUCGGUGUCUUUUGGGGAAGAUAUACCGCUCGAGGCAAUAUUGCUCUGAGCUGGUGAAGGAACUAGGACAGCUGAAGGCCCUUGUUGAUCCCCAGAAACCUGAAGGAUUUGACGAGCAAGAAGAUCGUAUCGGUAGUAAUGAUGUUGAAUAUGGACCAGUGGCAGAUACCGCUCCUGGCAAUAGUGCUCCGAGCUGGUGA